This is a messenger RNA of Malania oleifera, 2020 nucleotides long. Its product is annotated as palmitoyl-acyl carrier protein thioesterase, chloroplastic. The record is from RefSeq and is a predicted model, not a curated record. Gene Ontology annotation, molecular function: fatty acyl-[ACP] hydrolase activity; acyl carrier activity. The transcript is spliced from 7 exons. NCBI's taxonomy places the organism in Eukaryota, Viridiplantae, Streptophyta, Magnoliopsida, Santalales, Ximeniaceae. Gene Ontology annotation, biological process: fatty acid biosynthetic process. The coding region runs from base 538 to 1779 and encodes 413 amino acids.
UUGAAAUAAGAGUGAGGAGAGAGGGGCAAAAGUGGGAAAAGGGAAAGUCUCCCAGCUGGGCGUCUGGAAGUUGAAUGGGAGGGCGGGAGGCCAGGUGGCCACUAUAAAAGCGUAACAUGCCUCUCACUGCCCAAUCCCCUACCAUCCCAAUAUCGCUGGCCUGGCCUCCUAAAUUUAACCUCCUCUCUCUUUCUCUCUCCUCUUUCUGGAAAUUCCGAUUCGGUUUUCCUUUUUGAAAGUUAAACGAAGCUUGUUUGUUUCGGCGAGCGGAGGACGACGAGAGGAGGAGGAUCGCAAACCCUAGAUCGGCAAUGGCUUCGCCGCUGCUGUAGUCUCCGCCUGUAAUCUACGGCCGGCUGCUCUUCUCUGCCGUUGAUGUUCAGGAAGAGCAUGUUGUUCCAUGGUGCAUUUUGGUGAAGACUUUGCUAUUUGCUCCCUCUCCAUGCUCUUUUCAAUUUCUGAGAAGGCAUUUUAGUCCAUCGUAUUUAUCUGAUUGGAGGUUCCUUCGAUUGAUUUGGAAAGUUUAUUAUUUUCAUCAUGGUUGCUACUGCUGCUACUUCUGCUUUUUUCCCAGUAGCUUCUCCAUCUCCUGAUGGUGAGAGAAUAAAUUCUUCCAAGCUUGGGGGUGGGUCGGCAAAUUUUGGGGCAAAGUCGAAAUCUGCAUCUUCUGGUGGUUUGCGGGUGAAGGCAAAUGCCCAGGCUCCUCCCAAAAUUAAUGGCAAUGCAGUUGGUGUGAUGGGGGAAAGUAUUAAGAAUGAAGAUGGCGGCACACCAUCACCUGUCCCAAGGACUUUUAUCAACCAAUUGCCUGAUUGGAGCAUGCUUCUUGCUGCUAUCACUACCAUCUUCCUGGCUGCAGAGAAGCAGUGGAUGAUGCUUGAUUGGAAACCCAGACGACCUGACAUGCUUAUUGAUCCAUUCGGUCUGGGGAGAAUAGUUCAGGAUGGCUUUGUAUUCAGGCAAAAUUUCUCAAUUAGAUCUUAUGAAAUAGGUGCAGAUCGUACUGCAUCUAUAGAGACGCUGAUGAACCAUUUGCAGGAAACAGCCCUUAAUCAUGUUAAAACUGCUGGGCUUCUUGAUGAUGGCUUUGGUGCUACCCCAGAGAUGGCCAAAAGAAACUUGAUUUGGGUGGUUGCCCGUAUGCAGGUUCUGGUGGACCGUUAUCCUACAUGGGGUGAUGUUGUUCAAGUAGACACUUGGGUGUCUUCAUCAGGAAAGAAUGGUAUGCGGCGCGACUGGCUUCUUCGUGACAGCUAUACUGGUGAAGUGUUAACGAGAGCUUCCAGUGUGUGGGUGAUGAUGAAUAAACACACUAGGAAGGUAUCUAAAAUGCCGGAUGAAGUCCGGGGGGAAAUUGUGCCUUAUUUUAUGGAUGUUGCUCCUGUUGUGGAAGAGGAUGGCAGAAAAUUGCCGAAACUUGAUGAAAGCUCAGCUGAUUAUGUUCUCACAGGUUUAACUCCCAGAUGGAGUGACUUAGAUGUGAACCAGCAUGUUAACAAUGUGAAAUACCUUGGCUGGAUCCUCGAGAGUUCUCCACAGGCAAUCUUGGAGAGUCAUGAGCUUUUUAGCAUGACAUUGGAGUACAGGAGGGAGUGCGGGAAGGACAGCGUUUUGCAGUCUCUCACAGCGGUUUCGGGUGGGGGGAGUGAUAUGGUGGAGUGCCAGCACUUGCUUAGACUCGAGAGUGGGGCUGAGAUUGUGAAGGGGAGAACCCAGUGGAGGCCCAAACCUGCCAGCAACUUCGGAAAUCUGGGUCAGAUUCCAGCUGAAAGUGUUUAGUGUUUCAAGUUCUUUUGUACCUGAUCAUGAAAAUGGCAAAGAAAUGUUAUUGAUGCUGCUGUGUCACAUUGUCCCUGUAGAAUCCCGCUCUGUUCUUGAACCGCCUACUUGUGUUGUUUUUUCUUUUAUUCUUCUUCCUCCCCCCAAAUUUUUAUAUUUAUAUAUAUAUAUAUCUGUUCACUUUCUUAUUCAUGCUUUUGUGGAAAACAUGAAAAAAAGGCUGUAAGCCAUUGCAAGUCAA